UUCCAUCUAAACAGGUAUUUCAGCCUGAGACAGGCUUUAGGGUACAAGGGAGGCUCAUUGUGUACUGGAGCUAGCAAACCAGAAAGUUUUUUCAACGGCUGUUGACAAGAUGGACAGAGAGAAGGUCAGUUUGCAUUCAGAUUAAAGGAAGUCCUUAGUGAUAUAUUACCAAGGUUUUUCAGUAGUGGUUUUCAAUGUUAUUGUUUGCAUUGGUGAUACUCAACAAAUGGGUUUGGGGUAUUUCAAUAGUAUGACCAGUAUUUCUAAGAGCUAAUGUCUUUAAGAUAUUUAGAUUAUUUGGCACAGUAAAAGGAAUCACCCAAGACGGUAAUUUAUGCCAUGUAUCACUCCAAAUCUGGACAUCACAACAUUGAAUUUGUCGACUGCUAUUAAUACUAUAAACAUACAUAGUGAAAGUACAGUUUAAACUGGACUUUAAACAUUUUCAAACAUGUGCCAACGCACACACACACAGGUGAUUAAUUGUACAAUUAUGGGUUAGGCUUGACUUUGAAAUGGUGCAUUGCAGUUGGUAUUCUGAGUCAUAUGUUAUUUAUACUGCUACUAAAGAUAUUACCUAGAGCUUAACAUUUGAGUCUAUGGUAAAAAGCUACUUUCCUGGGAUUCACAAUACACGUGUAAAAGGGCUAAUUGAAUUGCUGUUAUUUAUGAAAUAUUUUAGUAUGAACAUUGUUUUACUUGGAUCAUUAUUUUCUUGCUUCUGUGUAACUUGACCAUUUAUAGAUUAACCUUAUAGUUCACGCAAUACAGAAUUUAAGAUGAGAAUACUGCCAUCUGCUGGAUACAUCUGGAAAUCCAAGAUGACACUAAAUCGCAGGGAUGCGCCUGCGUACGUUUUGACGUCUACCGUUUCCGGAAGUCGAUCGUUCACUCCCGUGGUCCAGAGUAAAAAACGAUAGCGCAAACAAGUAUACCGUAUUUCUGUAAUUGCAACAUCACAAAUGUCAGUAGGGACCCGUUUAGAGAACGCAAAUCCCUUGAUUUUUCAACGAACAGGCGAGAGACUUCAGACCGCAAAGGACGAGGACGAAGAUGUUGCUGAUCCCAUUGACGACAGAGAAAUAUUUGAUCUCAUCAGAUCCAUUAAUGAUCCUGAACACCCACUGUCCCUCGAGGAAUUGAAUGUCGUGGAACAAGUGCGAGUGCGCGUAGAUGACCAAGAGAACACUGUGGGUGUGGAGUUCACCCCCACUAUACCCCACUGCAGCAUGGCAACUCUCAUAGGCCUGUCCAUCAAAGUCAAGCUGCUGCGAUCCCUACCAGAAAGGUUUAAGAUUGAUGUGCACAUCACUCCUGGGACGCAUACCUCAGAAGAUGCAGUCAACAAACAGCUGGCAGACAAAGAGAGAGUGGCCGCUGCACUCGAGAACUCCCAGCUUCUGGAGGUGGUCAACCAGUGUCUGAUAUCCAGUGCAAGGACAAGCUGACCGUCCUGAUGGAUCAAUAGAAAUGUCUCCUUAGUCCAGGAGUAGGCUUAAUGUUUCUCUCCUGACAUAUUAACUGGACUGGUUGUUAUGUUUAUGUUGAGUAAAUGGCAAAUGUAUCUCCUAUGCUGCCAUUGUAUUUUCA
Oncorhynchus nerka (sockeye salmon) is the source of this 1590-nucleotide messenger RNA. RefSeq names its product cytosolic iron-sulfur assembly component 2B-like. Gene Ontology annotation, biological process: iron-sulfur cluster assembly. NCBI's taxonomy places the organism in Eukaryota, Metazoa, Chordata, Actinopteri, Salmoniformes, Salmonidae. Bases 963 to 1448 code for a protein of 161 amino acids. The record is from RefSeq and is a predicted model, not a curated record. The transcript has 5 exons. Gene Ontology annotation, cellular component: cytosolic [4Fe-4S] assembly targeting complex.